Molecule: messenger RNA, 1524 nt
Organism: Colletotrichum destructivum
Lineage: Eukaryota; Fungi; Ascomycota; Sordariomycetes; Glomerellales; Glomerellaceae
Product: Putative major facilitator, sugar transporter, major facilitator superfamily
Exons: 3
Coding region: 1-1524 (507 amino acids)
Biological process (GO): carbohydrate transport; transmembrane transport
Cellular component (GO): membrane
Molecular function (GO): carbohydrate:proton symporter activity
Source: RefSeq, a predicted model, not a curated record
AUGGAGAAGGCUGCUGGUGAUACAAUCGUCUCUCCAGCCCUCGACAGACCUCUCUGGAGGCGUGGUCACCUGCUGAAGCUCAACUUCAUCACUCUGUCUAUGGUCUUCUUCUCCUCUGCCAAUGGGUACGAUGGAUCAAUCAUGGGCGGUCUCUUGGCCUUGCCAUUCUGGAAUCGGUUCAUGCAUCAUCCUUCGGGUGCCUACCUGGGCUGGAUAUCCGCAAUCUACUGGGUCGGAAACUUCAUUGGCUUCCCCAUAGCAGCAUGGGUAGCAAACCGUUAUGGCCGCAGAGCUGGUCUCUACCUUGGUUUCCCUUUCCUUCUUCUUGGCGUUGUCAUGCAAACAGCAGCCCAGAAUGAGGCCAUGUUCACAUACUCGCGUCUUUCCAUCGGAUUUGCGUCUGCUUGGUUUGGUAACUCUGCUCCGCUACUAAUCAACGAGAUCGCACACCCGAAGCAAAGAUCUAUCACCAACGCCAUGUUUAUGGUAGGCUGGUACUUUGGCGGCACCCUAUGUGGCUGGGUGGUCUUUGCCUGUCGCGAUAUCGCAUCAGAUUGGUGCUGGCGUAUCCCAGUACUUGUACAGAUCACACUUCCCCUCAUGGCUUUGCCUGGCGUUAUCAUGGCGCCAGAGAGCCCUCGUUGGCUUUUCAGCGUUGGAAGAGUCGAGGAGGCCACCGAAAUCCUUUCUAUAAAUCAUGCUGGCGGUGACAGAAACGAUCCUCUUGUUACACGCCAGGCUCAUGAGAUCCAGACAGCGAUCAUCAUGGAGAAGGAAUCACACACCAACGCCUCAUACGCAGAUAUGUUCAAGACACCCGGCAAUCGCCAUAGACUAUUCAUCUCAGUCACUCUUGGGGUCUUUUCACAAUGGGCGGGCAACGGCAUCGUGUCAUACUAUUUGCCCCUUAUCCUCAACUCCAUUGGGGUCACGUCAACUUCAAGCCAAACAUUGAUCUCAGCAUGCCUUAACGUUUGGAAUUUGUUAUGGGCUAUUGCCGCUGCAACAAGUGUCGACAGACUCGGUCGGCGCUUCCUAUUUUUGACCUCUGCCAGCAUCAUGUUGGUCAGCUUCAUCAUCAUAACCGGUCUCAGUGCCACCUUCGCUCAGACCGGGGCAGCAGCAGUUGGACUGGCGGUUAUCCCAAUCUUGUUCAUAUUCUUCGCAGGCUACGACAUCGCCAUGACGCCUUUUUUGACUGCCUACCCUUGCGAGAUCUGGUCAUUCACACAACGCUCCCGUGGUCUCACGGUAACGUGGUGCGCUUCAGUCGUUGCCCUGUUUCUGAACACCUUCGCCAACCCUCUCGCCCUGGAGGCAAUCCAGUGGAGAUACUACAUUGUAUACAUUGUAAUGCUGGCAUUAUUUGCGAUCACUGUCUACUUUGCCUACCCCGAGACGCGUGGCUUCAGCUUGGAACGGAUCGCAGUUAUCUUUGACGGUGAUGAUGCUGAUGUCAUUUUGACGGCGGAAACUAGGGAAAAGACAGAUGAUCCUGUUAUUAGCGGAGACAAACAUGCCUGA